Messenger RNA from Rhodamnia argentea, 708 nucleotides. RefSeq lists its product as uncharacterized. The record is from RefSeq and is a predicted model, not a curated record. The transcript is spliced from 2 exons. The coding region runs from base 1 to 708 and encodes 235 amino acids. NCBI's taxonomy places the organism in Eukaryota, Viridiplantae, Streptophyta, Magnoliopsida, Myrtales, Myrtaceae.
AUGGCGUCAGGCAAAGUAAGCUUGAAGCUUCUGGUCGACAAGAGCAACCGAACGGUGCUCUUUGCUGAAGCAAGCAAAGAUUUUGUCGACUUCCUCUUGCACAUCCCCGCGCUGCCGGUCGGGACGGUGGUCCGGCUCCUUGCCCAAACCGGGAUGGCGGGCAGUGUAGGCAAUCUCUACGGCAGUAUCGAGAAACUGAACGAGGUGGACAUCACGUCUUCCAAGAAAGACGUCCCGUUGAAACCCAAAGCACCCGCCUUUCUCUCGGCAAUCCCAUUUCUAUCGCCUUGGACAUCGUCCUUAGACUCAACUCCGAAAACCUACUACAGGUGCCCUUACCAUCCAGACUAUGUCGCUGAGGACCCUUCCGCAAAAUGUCCUCAGUGCGAUCAUUCCAUGAACAACACAUUCAUUCUUGUCCAAUCGCCGGCUGGUAAACUGACGGCUGCUGCGGCAUCAGCAGCUGAGUCAGACGGUAAGGGCGGUUUUGUGCAAGGGGUGGCGACGUACAUGGUGAUGGACGAUCUGGCGGUCAAGCCGAUGUCGACUAUUUCGAGCAUUACUAUGCUGAACCAGUUCAACGUGAAGGAGAUUGGGCAUCUUGAGGAGAAGGUGAUCAGCUUUGGAAUGGAUGAGGGCAUGAAGUUGUUGAGGGCUUCAUUUCACUCCAAGAAGGUUCUCACUAACGUCUUCCUCGGGGAGAAGUGA